Molecule: messenger RNA, 2080 nt
Organism: [Candida] anglica
Lineage: Eukaryota; Fungi; Ascomycota; Pichiomycetes; Serinales; Debaryomycetaceae
Source: the annotation of a GenBank genome assembly
CCUGCAGACCCCCUCCUCCAACCCCCGUGUGAGACUCAUUGUUUGUUGCCAAAAAAAAAAGUUGCUUAUAAUUGUUUUUUUGGCUAAACCCCCCCCCCUUGACGAAUUGUUUGAUUUCUCGCAAAUUUUAAUCAAAUCAAAACAAAUCGAUAAAAAAGAAAAGAAUCCACACCAAGGACCAUUUAAUCAACGUGGAUAAUGACUCUUAAGACCAUCUACAUAGCCCGUCAUGGGUACAGAGCCAACUGGCUCCCUCCUCCACAUCCACCCAACCCCACUGGCGUGGAUAGUGACCCUCCAUUGGCAGACCAUGGAGUUGAUCAAGCACAUGAAUUGGCCGCUUAUAUGAAAACGCUUCCUAAGGAAUCUCAACCUAAAAUCGUCUUGUCGUCUCCAUUCUACAGAUGUGUGCAAACAGCAGAGCCCAUGGCUAUCAAGCUAGACAUCCCUAUAGUCAUUGAACGUGGGGUUGGUGAAUGGUACAAGAAGGACCGUGGCAUUGUGCCCGAGCCGGCCGAUUAUGACUUGUUGACCAAGUUCUUCCCUACCACUUUGAAACCAGAGUUGUGGGCAAGAGAUGGCUUGCAAGUGAUUCCAGACCUUACUGGUGAGACCGAACUGGAUAUCUUUGCUAGAACUCAACUUUUCUGGUCCAAAUUCAUUUCUGUGUUUGAAGAGAAAUUCCCAGAAAUCGAUACCAUUUUAAUUAUGACCCAUGCUGCCACCAAGAUAUCGCUUGGAAUGGCCUUGUUGCAAAAAGAUGGGGUCCGUGGGUAUGUCGAUGAGGCUGCUGGGACCAGAUUACGUGCUGGUGCUUGCUCUUUGGAUAAGUAUGCGAGAACCAAUGAUGGUAAAAAUUGGGAAAUCUUGAUGAAUGGGAAUUGUGACUUUUUAUCAAAGGGUGAGGAAAUGCAUUGGAACUUCCAAUCUGGGUUUGAGGCAGGUUCCGAUGAGGAUAUAAAGGCUAGAGCCAUGGCCAAGGCCAAAGCUGAAGCUGAGGCCGCUACAAGUACAAAAUUAGAUAAUAUAGAUAGUGCGAAUGAUGCUGUUGCUAAGGCAAGUGCAGCUGCAAUCUUACAAGCAGGAGCAGCCAGUGCAACAACUUCCAGUGCCACCACGCCAACUCCAGACUCUUUAACGCUUGCAGAAGAUCAAAAUCCAGCCAAUUCAGAUGAUUUUGAGGAAGUAUAUGUUACUAUAGAUAUUCCAAUCACUGGAGAAUCGAAAUUUUCACAUUUUGAUGAUCCAUCGACUUCAAAAUCUUUCCAUAUUAAAUCUGCCAAUUUGACCAAAGUUUCAGUACGACAACAGCAAGCAGGUCUGCAAACUUCUACUCAAACUGGUGGUCCUAAUGGUGGCAGCAGUAGUGGCAAUAGUGGUAAUAGCAAUGCUGGGGCAACCAAGCAGUUCACCAAAGAAUUGGCUCAAACAAAGGCCAGUAUCAUCAAACCAUCAUCAGCCUUCCAAAUUGUUGGAUUAGACGAUGAACAUCCAUUAAUCAAGCUUUCAAACAAUGCUGAUAUCUCGAAUUCAUCCUCCACUGCUGGAGAUGGGAAGAUUUAUCAGGGUCAAUGGAAGAAAUUGGUGGGUACAGACAUGGUUUUCGAUGAUUAUGGAGAAUUAAUCGGUGUAGUACGAGAACAUUUACAAUGUGAUGAAUCAAAUGUGUUAAUUCCUAAGGAGACUCCAGAAGAUGAUGAUCCUGAUAAAGUUGCAGAAAUGGAAGAAACAACAAAUUUGGCUGGAGAAGAGGGAGAAAAUGGGUUGGAAACACAUGCUACCACCAUUUUAAAGAAGGCAUAUGCACUUGCAAAGAAACGAGAAGAAAAGGAAAAUGAUAGCUAGUGAUUCAACUUUCUCGAUAGAGGAACGAAGCCCCCACGGCUAGUGGCCCACGGAGUGCCAGUGGAGCGGCUCACAAAACCCCGUAGGGUGGUAGGUACUCACUUCCCUGUUGGACUGUAAGACGCUCCGCUGGCCCCUGCUCGGGGAGAGCCACUGCGUGGAGCUUAGCUCCUCUUCGAGGAGACAUAUUUGUGUAUGGCUUGAGUGGAGAGAGAAGCUAGUUAAUAGAUCAGAC